CUCCUAUGUGAGGUUUGAUAUCAUUCGAAGGAUAAUGACGAGGUUUUUUGGGAUUGAAGUGAUCAUGGUGAUGGGGAUCACAGACAUCGAUGACAAGAUCAUAAAGAGAGCCAGCGAGAUGAAUGUGUCGCCAGCAGCUCUCGCUCGUGUCUAUGAGGAAGACUUUAAGCAAGACAUGGCUGCAUUAAAGGUCCUCCCUCCUACUGUGUACAUGAGGGUGACGGACAAUAUUCCGCAGAUCGUUUCCUUUGUACAGGCAAUAAUUGAUAAGGGACAAGCCUAUGCAACCCCACAAGGCAAUGUCUAUUUUGAUGUGAAUUCCUGGGGAACAAGAUAUGGAGUGUUAACUGCUGUUAAUCCUGAUGCCCUUGAUGAGACAGCUGAUUCUGAUAAACGACAUGGUAGAGAUUUUGCCCUGUGGAAAGCUGCCAAGCCUCAAGAGCCUUCUUGGAAUUCUCCCUGGGGAAAAGGAAGACCUGGAUGGCACAUUGAGUGUUCCACCAUAUCAAGUGCAGUGUUUGGAAAGCAGUUGGACAUCCAUUCCGGGGGAAUAGAUCUGGCAUUUCCUCAUCACGAGAACGAAAUCGCCCAGUGUGAGGUUUAUCAUCAGUGUGAGCAGUGGGGGAACUACUUCUUGCAUUCAGGCCAUUUGCAUGUUAAAGGAAGUCAAGAAAAAAUGUCCAAGUCAUUAAAAAAUUACAUAACGAUCAAGGACUUCCUGAAGAAGUUUUCAUCAGAUCAGUUCCGGAUGUUUUGUUUGCGUGGCAGAUACAGCUCAGCAGUGGAAUUCAGUGACGAGAGCAUGGAGGAUGCUAAGAACCUUCUUCAGGCCAUCUCCUCAUUCAUGAAGGAUGGAGAUGCCUAUAUAAAGGGGCAGCUGCUGUGUGAGCCCGUUAGAGAAGACACACUGUGGGAAAA
Messenger RNA from Acanthisitta chloris (rifleman), 918 nucleotides. It is a transcript of the gene CARS2, whose product is annotated as cysteinyl-tRNA synthetase 2, mitochondrial (putative). Gene Ontology annotation, cellular component: cytoplasm. Gene Ontology annotation, molecular function: ATP binding; cysteine-tRNA ligase activity. The annotation marks the transcript as partial. Gene Ontology annotation, biological process: cysteinyl-tRNA aminoacylation. The transcript is spliced from 9 exons. The record is from RefSeq and is a predicted model, not a curated record. Lineage: Eukaryota; Metazoa; Chordata; Aves; Passeriformes; Acanthisittidae.